Molecule: messenger RNA, 787 nt
Organism: Cladocopium goreaui
Lineage: Eukaryota; Dinophyceae; Suessiales; Symbiodiniaceae
Source: the annotation of a GenBank genome assembly
CAGGUUGGUAGUGGACAGCCCCAACCGCAGCUGGAGAAUCAGUUGCAGGAGCUGAACAGCCAAAUGCUGGAGAUGCGAGCGAUGCUGAAAUCGAAGGGCGACGAGGGUCCCAAAGACGCAGAGCUGACUCACGCUCUCAAUGAGGUCUCGGCGGCCAACGCUCAGAUUCAGACGGCCGUGGCACGGGAGAAGGAUGCCUUGGAGCGGUCCGGACCUCCGGAGGUUAGAGAUCGCCAGCGGCAGGAAGGAUCAAGCAAACCAAAGAAGGGCAAAGCACCUCGAGUUCGCGAGCUUCAUGGCAAGCUGUAUGCAUCUACGGAUGACACCAUUCAGACAGGGCAAAAGGUUCGCCAUACCUUGAUCGAGAGUGCCCUGGUGCGGCAGCAGACGCAGCUGUGUAAGCAGAUGAUCCAGGAGGUGGAAUCCUGCCGACUAGCCCAAUCAGUCAAGCUGUUGAAGUCCAAGGCUGCCCUCAAAGCCUUGAAUGGCAGCUUGAGAGAUGAGGUCGAGAAAACUCGGCAAGAACUGCAAAGUUUAGAGGAGGCGAAGGAAACCAUGCAGUUCGAAAAGCUGUGGGGUCGGUGAAGAAUCCCUGCCUGUGGCAAAUGGUUGGUGACAUCGUUUCACCUGUUUAGUCCAUGUGGUUGGACGAGUUGGUCUCACCGUUUUCGACUUGCCGGGCAAAUGCCACCAAGUCAUGCUCGAAAAUCCCGCCAUUAGUCCAUGGAUGUCACUGCUGCUGCUCGACUUCAGACUUGCAGCAGAUUUUUGAAUAUGGAUGGCUGCC